UUGGGCACAAAAAUCCUAUUCAUUCAAACAAUCACUUCAUUUGAUUCCAAGAUAUGGCACAACAUAUGAAACACAAGAAAAUAUUAACGAUAACUAUAGACGACAGCGAAGAUGAGGGCGAAGACAAUGUCAGGCAACAGGUACAGAUCUAUGCGAAGGACUCAAUGGACAGAUUGGGUGAUGACUUGUAUGGACUCGUAUUAUCCUAUCUCUCACUCGAAGAUCGGUUUCUUUACGAAUGUGUGUCCAAACAGUUCCAGAGGACAGUCUUCGAGUGUGUUGUCGACAUCACUCUUAACGAACAUAUAAUAAGGAAAACACAGGGUGUUUCAGCGCUGACAUAUUGCGACGAUUUUACCCAGUUGCGUACCCCAGCAAUGGAUCCCAGCAACAUAACAUUUUCAAAUGCGAGAACUCAUUGUCUGAGUCUUUGCGUACAAUUGGCCUAA
Messenger RNA from Medioppia subpectinata, 449 nucleotides. Lineage: Eukaryota; Metazoa; Arthropoda; Arachnida; Sarcoptiformes; Oppiidae. The record is from the annotation of a GenBank genome assembly.